AUGGAUAGGUUGAAUCAAGUUUCGGGGCAUUUAUCACAAUCUACAACUAAACCCAUACUUUCGAAAAAUCCGGAUGAUGUGGUAAUUGUUGCAUCAUAUCGAACCGCAAUUGGCAAAGGAUAUAAAGGAAGUUUCAAAGACGUUGGUAGUGAUUAUAUAUUGCUUAAGUUCUUAGAAGCAUUUCUCGCCAAGACAGGAGUUGAUCCUAGCUUGAUUGAGGACAUUGCUUGUGGAAAUGUCCUUAAGGUCCGCUCUGGUAUCUGUGAACAUAGAGCAGCUGCGAUCAGUGCCGGUAUUCCAUAUACUACUCCUAUUAUAGCCGUAAACAGACAAUGUGGGUCUGGUUUGAUUGCUAUAGGUGAUAUAGCUAAUAAAAUCAUAGCAGGAGAAAUUGAUUGCGGUUUAGCUGUUGGUGUGGAAUCCAUGACCAAGGACUUUGCCUUGGGACAAGCAGUCGUGUCUAAAGCCCUCGAAAAUCAUACAGAAAUGAUGAAAUCUAAAAUUUCCAUGGGCAUUACAAAUGAGAAUAUAGCUGACAAAUAUAAUGUCUCACGUAGAGAACAAGAUGAGUUUGCAGCUGAGUCUUUCCAAAAAGCUGAGCUUGCUCUGGAAUCGGGCCUAUUUGCUGAUGAGAUACUACCUAUUGAAUCUUUAAUUGAAGAAAAGGAUGCGCAAGGGGAUUUUUACUUCAAGAGAGUAAUAGUCGAUAAAGAUGAAGGUAUUCGUAAAGGAAUAACUGCAGAAUCCUUGAGUAAAUUACCCCCAGUAUUUAAGAAAGAUGGUCUGACCCAUGCAGGUAACUCUUCUCAAGUUAGUGAUGGAGCAGCGGCUGUUUUACUUAUGAGGCGUUCUUUUGCUGAGAAGAAUGGUUUUAAGAUCGAGGGUAAAUUUAUAAGAUGUGUAUCUGUCGGGGUUCCUCCAGAAAUUAUGGGAGUUGGUCCAGCAAUAGCUAUUCCUCAUAUUCUUAAGAAAACAAAUUUAACCGUAAAUGAUAUUGCAGCCUUUGAAGUUAACGAAGCCUUUGCAGCCCAAUGCUUGUAUUCGAUUAAUGCAUGCAAAAUACCAAAAGAAAAAGUGAAUAUCAACGGAGGGGCCAUUGCCUUGGGUCAUCCAGUAGGUGUAACAGGGGCCAGACAAUAUGCAACUAUUUUGAGAUUAUUGAAGCCAGGUGAAAUAGGUUUAACCUCAAUGUGUAUUGGUUCAGGUAUGGGAUCUGCUAGUAUAGUUGUCAAAGAGUAA
Messenger RNA from Debaryomyces fabryi, 1239 nucleotides. RefSeq names its product thiolase family protein. The record is from RefSeq and is a predicted model, not a curated record. Gene Ontology annotation, cellular component: peroxisome. Gene Ontology annotation, molecular function: acetyl-CoA C-acyltransferase activity. Lineage: Eukaryota; Fungi; Ascomycota; Pichiomycetes; Serinales; Debaryomycetaceae. Gene Ontology annotation, biological process: fatty acid beta-oxidation; phenylacetate catabolic process. Bases 1 to 1239 code for a protein of 412 amino acids. The transcript has a single exon.